AUGUGCUUACGCUUAUCAUUCAGACAAGUUUUUAAAAAACAUUUUGUUUCCAGCAAUUCAAAGACAGCUACUUCAACCAACACCAUCACUAAAGACACAACUUCUAACGUUGAAUAUCAACCUUCCAUUGACUCCAUUAUUGAAGUCCCAACUGCUAAUGUUGAUCCUGAAACUACCAUUAUUAAGAAGUCAAAACUCAAACUUGCUUUGAAGAAGGCUACAAAGAUUAUUCAUAAGAAGAAUAAAGAAGAACUCUUAGAUAAAAUACAAUCAAAUAACUGUUUACCAAGAUAUCCAGAAGAAGAUCCAUACAGUUCUAGUGAUGAGGAAGAUUAUUCAAGUGAUGAAGAUGACUGGUCAACAGUUGAGUCAGAAUCAACCUUUGAAUCAUUGAAGAAGCUCUCAAAAGUGGAGAGAUUCAAGAGAUUUUUUAAUCUCAGAAAAAGAAAAGAACCAACUUAUCAUAUUACUGUUACUGUUACCAACACACCAUUGUUAGGUCCAGGAAAAUCAUUAGCAAAAGGUCCCAUUGACAUUUCCCUUUUUGAAAAUCCUUCUCAAGAAUCAUUAAUAUGUGAGGGAAAUAUUAAAUUCAAAAGAAAUGUUGAAUGUGUUGUUUUUAAAACUGAACAAAUCGAAGAUACACAAACCUCAGAUUCUAGAUAUAAUUUAUUUAAAGGCAAGCUUUCCAAGAGUUGCUUUUCCAAAUCAUUUUGGUUGUCACAUUUUUCUUCAGGAGAACCUAUUUCGUCCUCAAAUACUACUGCUACUACUGAUGAUAUUGGUACUACAACUGCUGAUACCGGUGCUACUGAUGCUAAUACAGACACAAAUUGUCUUUUUCCAACACUUACAACCGAUAGUCUCGAACGCAAACCAAUUCUUAAAUCAAAGAACAACAUAAAUUAUGAGUUGGAGACAAAAAACUGUGUUCAAGAAGAUGAGAAAGACACUGCUGAAUUUUUUGAGUAUUUCAAUGAUAAGGACAAUGUGGAAACUGAAAGAGAUAAAAGAAGAUCACUUAUGCUGUUGAGACGUCUAGAUCAAUUAGACAACUACUACGCAUGCAACUCCUAA
Spathaspora passalidarum NRRL Y-27907 is the source of this 1077-nucleotide messenger RNA. RefSeq lists its product as uncharacterized. The coding region runs from base 1 to 1077 and encodes 358 amino acids. NCBI's taxonomy places the organism in Eukaryota, Fungi, Ascomycota, Pichiomycetes, Serinales, Debaryomycetaceae. The record is from RefSeq and is a predicted model, not a curated record. The transcript has a single exon.